Messenger RNA from Lingula anatina, 1719 nucleotides. Its product is annotated as lysosomal proton-coupled steroid conjugate and bile acid symporter SLC46A3. Gene Ontology annotation, cellular component: membrane. The record is from RefSeq and is a predicted model, not a curated record. Gene Ontology annotation, molecular function: transmembrane transporter activity. Gene Ontology annotation, biological process: transmembrane transport. Lineage: Eukaryota; Metazoa; Brachiopoda; Lingulata; Lingulida; Lingulidae.
UUACUUUCCAACAGCAGGUUAUGACUCAAUUUGCGUAUUUGACUUGUGCAUCGUACACGUGACAGUGCCAGGAUGAUUUACAAGGCUGUCUAACCCACAGGAUGCAUUAAACUCGGGGAGAACGAACAAGAGAGAAGAAGGUAUCACACAUAUUGACAGCUGUACAGAAUGGAAAGCAACAGAGAGACCGAUCCACUACUUUCUAGGGGAAAUGGGCUUCGCCAUAGAGAUCUUCAUACUAAUCGCCAUCACAAGGAACUGGUAGACAUUGUAGAUAUGGACAUGCCCAAAUUUCUGCCUAAAUGCCCAGUUACAGUGGAGCCAUAUGCUUUUUUCUACUUCUUUGCCAUACUUUCUUUGUUUUCAAUAUUUCCCCAGUAUUUUUACAAGAGAAUCGGUGAGGAUCUCGGAUAUGUGGGGAAUAAGUCGGAUUCUGGCGCGGGGUGUGAAGGAAGUAACGACACAAAUAGUACCAUGUAUGCCUUACAGCAGAAGGUGCAGGCAGAGUCAUCACUAUGGCUGAUGUACACAAGCAUUUGUACCCUGGUUCCAGCAAUCAUUGUCACCGUAUUCUACGGAGGCCACAGUGACACAUUUGGGCGAAAACCAUCCUUGAUUCUACCCUGCCUGGGCUCUUUAAUCAGAAGUGUGUUUACAGUAUUUGCAGUUUAUUUUGAGUGGCCUCUGUGGAGUUUUCUACCAGUGUGUUUCGUUGAAGGACUGUUUGGUCAGUAUGCCACUGCUCUAAUGGGAUGCUUCACAUAUAUCUCCGAUAUUACCACAACGAAGAACCGUGCCUUCAGAAUUGCAAUCACUGACCUCUUGCUGUUAUUUUCAAUCGAGGCUUCUCAGAUCUCAAUGGGGUAUCUCAUUAAACUUUCUCCUAAUUUUCUCAUCCCCAACAUCAUUGUGACGGGAUCUUUGUGCUUAGCCUUACUUUAUGUUGUUUUUUGCCUGCCUGAACUCAUACAGAAGGAUCCCAACGCCAAACUGCUCGACCUGAAACAUGUGCUCCGAAUGGCUCAGCUGUAUUUUCACAAACCGGGGGAGAAUUUACCAGGCAGAGUGUGGAAGUUGAGACUGUUAUUGCUGGUUUUGUUCCUCAGUGCCAUGUCCAUGGUCUCCAGUUCAGCAGUGGACAUGCUGUAUCUACUCAACAGUCCUUUUUGCUGGACUAGUACCCAGAUUGGAUGGUUUAAUGCUAUUAAUGCUUUAAUUAUACAGGCUGGUAGCUUUGUGGGUCUGCUCAUAAUGAGAAAGCUAUUGAAGAUAAAGGAAGCGUAUAUUGCACAAAUGGCCAUGGUACUGGUGUUUGCCAACAAGAUCCUGGUGGCUUUUGCACAAUAUGAAUACAUGAUGUAUAUUUCAUGUUUUGUUAACAUGUUUUUCUUCCUGAUUAUCCCAAUGUUGCGUGCCUUGAUGUCAGAGCAGGUGACACAUCACGAGCAAGGCUCACUAUUUGCCAGCAUCUCUGCUGUUGAGAACUCAUGCAGUUUAUUUGGAGGCACUCUCUUCAAUUCUAUCUACACUGCCACUGUUGCCUGGUUCAGGGGAUUUGUCUAUUUUGUGAUUGCUGCAUUUUAUGUGCUGUCUUUUUCAGUACUAAGUGUGUACUCCUGUAAGACACGUGGUGAGAGCCCCCCUGUGAUAGAAGUUGAAACCCCUGAAGAUGAUGAUGAGGAGGAAAGAUCAAGAAAUAGGGAUGAAAUUAGUUCCUAA